CUGUCAAACGUUUUAACCUCUUUUUUUUCUAAAAACACAAAAAACAAAAACAAAACAAAAGACAACACAUACACACAUAUCUAAAAAUACAUAAAAAGAGAAAUGGUUCGCCCAAUUUUCCGUAUCAGUCUUACCAGAUAUUUCAAUUCUAGACCAUCUGGCAUAAUGGACGCACCGGGAUUCCGGAAGUAUGGCCGUGAAAUGGUGGACUAUAUUGCUGAUUACCUGGAAGAGAUCAGAGACCGGCCUGUUGUGCACAGAGUCGAACCUGGGUACCUGAAGAAAUUAAUACCGGACGAAGCACCAGAGAAACCAGAAGAAUUUUCUAAAGUUAUGAAAGACAUAGAGAAGGUCAUAAUGCCUGGGAUUACUCAUUGGCACAGUCCUUAUUUUCACGGUUACUAUGCAGCGGGUAACUCUUUCCCCUCUAUACUUGGAGACAUGCUGUCCGAUGCUAUUGGAUGCAUUGGAUUCUCAUGGGCGGCGAGUCCAGCGUGUACGGAGCUAGAGAUGAUCACCACAGAUUGGCUUGGAAAGAUGAUUGCACUUCCGGAACAGUUUCUGCAUUGCGGGAGAGGCAAAGGGGGCGGCGUCAUACAGACGACAGCCAGUGAGACAGUUUUCCUAUGUCUGUUGGCAGCUAGAACGAAAAUGGUAACAAAACUGAGAGCCCAGAACCCGGAGUUAGACGAAUUGACAAUCAUAUCCAAGCUAGUUGGAUACACGUCAGAUCAGGCGAACUCGUCAGUUCACAGAUCCGGCCUUCUUGGUUCCGUUACCAUGGUGAAGUUACAGAGCGACGAGAAGUUUAGUCUUCAUGGUGAUAUUCUAAGAAAACAAAUUGAAAAGGACAAAGCUGAAGGCAAAAUACCGUUCUUCAUGUGUGCGUCGCUUGGAACUACGGGAUCAUGUGCAUUUGACAACUUGGAGGAAAUUGGGCCAAUCUGUAAAGACAACGACAUCUGGUUGCAUAUAGACGCAGCCUAUGCCGGGAGUGCUUUCGUCUGCCCAGAGUUCCGACAUUACAUGAAAGGUGUUGAGUUUGCACAAACAUUUACAAUAAAUCCGCACAAAUGGAUGUUGAUUUCUUUCGAUUUGUCAGUUUUGUGGAUUCAAGACAGUUCACUUUUAGUGGACGCCUUCAAUGUGGAUCCGAUAUACCUGCGACAUGAAAACGAAGGCAACGUGCCCGACUACCGACACUGGCAGAUACCUCUAGGUCGGCGUUUCCGGUCCCUAAAGCUUUGGUUUAUGCUUCGAUCAUAUGGUGUUGAAGGCGUUCAGAAAUAUAUUCGACAUCACUGUGAGUUGGCCCAUGAAUUUGAGCAGAUGGUUGUUGAUGAUGGGAGAUUUGAAAUCGUCACAGAAGUUAUAAUGGGACUAGUCUGUUUCAGAGUAAAAGGUGACAACAUAUUAAGCGAGAAGUUGCUUGAAGAAAUUGUAGCAGACGGUCGCGUUUACUUGAUUCCAGCCAUUGCACGUGACAUCUACUUCCUGCGGUUAGCCGUCUGCUCUGAACGCACAACGUCCGAGGACAUCAGAUACUCGUUCGCAGUUAUUAAAUCCUGCACAGAUAGGAUGAUUAGGAAUCGUUCGCCGACGGUGGAUCCAAAACACAAACCGACAAUUGACAUCGACAUUUCACCCAAACGGCUGCACACGACGUCGGAAUGUGACCUUCAAAAUGUCUGCGAAAAUAUGAAUGGGUUCAGCCUUAAUGGUCACAGCAUGGACGAUACUGUUGGGAAAUAAGAAUAGAUGCUGUUGAUAUAAAAAUAUGACUAAUUAACGGCAAGAGGUGCUGCAUGGGUUUUGUGUUUUG
Mercenaria mercenaria is the source of this 1822-nucleotide messenger RNA. Its product is annotated as aromatic-L-amino-acid decarboxylase-like. The coding region runs from base 103 to 1752 and encodes 549 amino acids. Gene Ontology annotation, molecular function: pyridoxal phosphate binding; aromatic-L-amino-acid decarboxylase activity. The transcript is spliced from 13 exons. Lineage: Eukaryota; Metazoa; Mollusca; Bivalvia; Venerida; Veneridae. Gene Ontology annotation, biological process: catecholamine metabolic process; amino acid metabolic process; serotonin biosynthetic process. The record is from RefSeq and is a predicted model, not a curated record.